UUUUGUUAUUUAAAGACAGGAUAUAUGCUUACCGACUUUGUCUUUGGUAGAGCUUUUACUCUGUGGAAAUCGUUUGUAGAUGCCCGGAAUAAUUGCCUAGCUAGAAUCUCAGCUGUAUAUUUCCAAAGAUGUUUACUCGCAUUAUGUCCAUGUCCUCUAUCAAAGGCCGUCUAGGUCUACCAUGCCUUUCUACGGUGUCCUAUUCGACCGGUAUACCGAGUUUCAAGAAAGACUAUACGCGUCAAGCAGCCAUCGCCCAGAACGAGAUUUUCCAUGGAACAAACAUAUUUGAUUAUCGUCAAGCCUACAGAUUGGCACUCGACGCAAAGAAAAAGGACAAAACGUACCGUCAUUUCAACAAUAUCAAUCGCUUGGCGGACGAAUUCCCCCGGGCUCACACUUCUUCCCCCAAGGACAGAGUCACAGUCUGGUGCUCCAACGACUAUCUAGGAAUGAGUCGAAAUCCUGUCGUCCUCGACCGGAUGACGAAAACCCUCUCUAAAUAUGGAGCCGGUGCAGGGGGCACCCGCAAUAUCUCUGGCCACAAUCAGCAUGCUGUUGACCUGGAGCGGAUUUGUGCAAGGCUCCAUAAGAAGGAGGCAGGCUUGGUAUUCUCCUCCUGUUAUGUGGCUAAUGAUGCUACACUGUCUACGUUGGGAGCCAAGCUCCCCAACUGUACCAUUUUAUCGGAUAGUAUGAACCACGCGUCGAUGAUCCAUGGGAUUCGGAACUCGCGAGCGAACAAAAUCAUCUAUGCCCACAAUGACAUGGAGGAUCUGGAAAGAAAGCUAGCCAGUCUUCCACUAGAGGACCCGAAGAUCAUCGCGUUGGAAUCUGUCUACUCGAUGAGCGGAAGUGUUGCGCCACUCGAAAUCGUCUGCGACCUGGCAGAACGCUAUGGGGCAAUCACCUUCCUAGACGAGGUGCAUGCGGUGGGCAUGUACGGUCCCCACGGUGCUGGAGUAGCAGAGCAUCUUGAUUUUGAUGCCCACCGUAACUACUCUGGAAAGGGAGGUACAAUCCUCGAUCGAAUUGACAUCAUCUCUGGUACCUUCGGCAAGGCUUUUGGGUGUAUCGGUGGGUAUAUUGCCGGAGACGCCGAAUUGAUCGACUUUAUCCGGUCUUAUGCCCCCAAUUUUAUUUUUACAACAUCCCUACCACCCGCAGACAUGGCUGGCGCCGCUGCCGCCAUUACAUACCAGAUCGAGUACCCCGAGGAUCGCAUCCUGCAGCAGCUUCACGUCCGGGAGCUGAAGGAGAAACUACACAACGCUAACAUUCCGGUGGUGCCUAAUCCCUCACACAUCAUACCUAUCCUGGUGGGAAACGCCGAGCUGGCAAAGAAGGCCAGUGACCUGCUGCUAGCGAGAUGGGGCAUCUACGUGCAGGCCAUCAAUUACCCUACUGUACCGCAUGGGCAGGAGAGGCUUCGCGUAACCCCCACCCCUGGCCAUACCUCUGAGCUGCAAGAAGAACUGACCGAGGCGCUGACGGAUGUUUGGCAAACACUCGGUAUUAAGACUGUUGCGGACUGGGAGCGGGUAGGCGGCUUUCUUGGUGUUGGAGACCCCAAGGUUACCAAGCCCAGUCCUCUAUGGACAAAGGAGCAGCUGGCAGGGCUCAAGUCAACCCCGGGUACUUAGAAUAUUAUCACUUCGAUUUCCAAAGAAAAUGUACUAAGAACAAGAAACUAUAGGUCUAGACUAAUUUAUGUGGGUUUUUAUAAUU
Messenger RNA from Talaromyces stipitatus ATCC 10500, 1728 nucleotides. Its product is annotated as 2-amino-3-ketobutyrate coenzyme A ligase, putative. NCBI's taxonomy places the organism in Eukaryota, Fungi, Ascomycota, Eurotiomycetes, Eurotiales, Trichocomaceae. The coding region runs from base 129 to 1643 and encodes 504 amino acids. The record is from RefSeq and is a predicted model, not a curated record. Gene Ontology annotation, molecular function: 5-aminolevulinate synthase activity; pyridoxal phosphate binding. Gene Ontology annotation, biological process: heme biosynthetic process. The transcript is spliced from 2 exons. Gene Ontology annotation, cellular component: mitochondrion.